UCCCACAGCCAUGUCUGCUUAGACCGAAGCAGCCCCAAGAGCGAACUCGAGCCUCCGCCACUGCCGCCUCCUCCUCUUCCAGAGAAGCCCGGAGCCUCCGCCCCCGCAGCCACAGCCACUUCCACUGCCUGGGUGUCUGCCUCCGCCACUGAACUAUGACCGGGGUGUUUGACCGGAGGGGUCCCAGCAUCCGCUCCAGUGAGUUCCCCGCUCCUUUUCAGACGGCCGCAGCCAUGCAUCACCCGUCUCAGGAGUCGCCCACUUUGCCAGAAUCCUCGGCCACAGAUGCCGACUAUUACAGCCCGGCGGGGGGUGCCCCGCACGGCUACUGUUCGCCCCCAGCAGCUUCCUACGGCAAGGCACUGCAUCCUUACCAGUAUCCCUACCAUGGCGUGAGCGGGGCCGCAGCCGGGCCGCCGCCCGGCACCUACCCCGCCAAAGCGUACGCGGACUACGGCUACACCAGUUCCUACCAUCCCCAGUACAGCGGGGCUUAUGGUCGGUCACAGAGCUCCUCGGGCCAGCCAGACAAAGACGCUGCAGAGCCCGAGGUGAGGAUGGUGAAUGGCAAGCCCAAGAAGGUUCGCAAACCCCGGACGAUUUACUCCAGUUUUCAGCUGGCUGCCCUGCAGAGGCGGUUUCAGAAGACCCAAUACCUCGCCCUGCCCGAACGCGCCGAACUGGCGGCUUCUUUGGGCCUCACGCAGACACAGGUUAAAAUCUGGUUUCAGAACAAAAGGUCCAAGAUUAAGAAGAUCAUGAAGAACGGGGAGAUGCCGCCGGAGCACAGCCCCAGCUCCAGUGACCCCAUGGCAUGUAACUCUCCCCAAUCUCCAGCUGUGUGGGAGCCUCCGGGUAGCGGGGCAGCAGCUCGCUCUCUUGGCCACCACCCUCACGGCCACCCUCCAGCUUCCAAUCCGUCCCCUGCCUCAAGCUACCUGGAGAACUCGGCGUCCUGGUACCCUGGGGCCGGUUCCCUCAAUUCCCACCUCCAGCCGCACGGCUCCCUACAGCAUCCGCUGGCGCUCACCUCCGGGACGCUUUACUAGAGAGACAGGAGUGGGCGCAGCCCCUUGCCCUCGCGCCAGCCGCUUGCGCUCUGCCUCUGUUGCCCGGACUCCCAUAUUUUGCUGUUUUAGGAAUAUUAAUGAAAGGAAUGCGUGUGGGGAAGUGUUUAAAAACCAACAACCGGAGACCCAGAUUCGCGUGUAAAGCUUGUGCAUGUAAGUUAUUGCAUUUCAAAGGACCCCCUCCCCCUUUUUUAUAGACGAACUUUUUGCGCAUCCGUGGACACUAUCAAUGGUGCCUUGAAAUCUAUGACCUCAACUUUUCAAAAGACUUUUUUCAAUGUUAUUUUAACCAUGUAAAUAGGUGUAGAUAGAGGAAUUAAACUGUAUA
This is a messenger RNA of Phascolarctos cinereus (koala), 1398 nucleotides long. RefSeq names its product distal-less homeobox 5 (gene DLX5). The record is from RefSeq and is a predicted model, not a curated record. Gene Ontology annotation, biological process: cell differentiation; embryo development; anatomical structure formation involved in morphogenesis. Gene Ontology annotation, molecular function: DNA-binding transcription factor activity, RNA polymerase II-specific; RNA polymerase II cis-regulatory region sequence-specific DNA binding. NCBI's taxonomy places the organism in Eukaryota, Metazoa, Chordata, Mammalia, Diprotodontia, Phascolarctidae.